AUAUUUUGAUUAAACAGGAGAUCGCGGAGACAAAGGAGACGCCUCUACAUCACUCGGAUUCAUGAAAACAGAUUACGAAGCGUUUGGCGACCGAUUCGAGGCGGUUGGCCGCCCCGGCCCUCCCGGACCACCAGGCGAAGUGGGUUUAAGGGGUCCGCCGGGUAUUAAGGGAGACGCCGGACAAACAGGAGAACCCGGCGGCAAAGGAGAUGUGGGCCCAAUGGGUUUACCCGGACCUAUGGGCAUGAAAGGGGAGUCGGGAUCGGCCUCCUCCUCGUCCACCGAUCUGAUGGGAGCGCCUGGUUUGGACGGAAUCAAAGUGAAUUGGGACCGCGUGGAGAGAAAGGUGAGCCAGGCCUACCUGGCACCGAUGGCAUACCAGGCUUACCGGUUCGUUACUCAAAACCAUACCAACUACUACCGAUCCACACUAUCACACAGACACUAUCACAUCUAUCCAUUUUGUCAUAUAAAC
This is a messenger RNA of Oppiella nova, 475 nucleotides long. The record is from the annotation of a GenBank genome assembly. NCBI's taxonomy places the organism in Eukaryota, Metazoa, Arthropoda, Arachnida, Sarcoptiformes, Oppiidae.